CGCACUCCGCAUGCGCAGCACAGCCGGGCACGCGCGGGGAUUGGCUUUAGGGGCGGGGCCAGAGCGGUAUGAGGCAUCACGUGGGGCAAAUCGGGAGCUGCCAUUGGCUUCGGGGAGGGGAAAAAGAGGCGUGCUACUUCCUGGUUACUGCAGUGCGCGUCGAGGUGACGGUGUGGCUGGAGCUCUGUGGCGGAGCAGGAUGCUGGUGUUAGUACUUGGGGACCUCCACAUCCCACACCGAUGCAGUGGUCUACCAGCAAAGUUCAAGAGCCUGCUGGUUCCAGGGAAGAUUCAGCAUAUUUUGUGCACAGGAAACCUCUGCACCAAGGAGAGCUAUGACUACCUCAGGACUUUGGCUGGGGACAUUCAUGUUGUUAAGGGGGACUCUGAGAGUCUGAAUUACCCCGAACAGAAGGUAGUAACUGUUGGGCAGUUCAGAAUUGGAUUGAUUCAUGGCCAUCAAGUUAUUCCCUGGGGUGAUGUGGCAAGCUUGUCAUUGCUGCAGAGGCAGCUGGAUGUAGAUAUUCUUAUCUCAGGACACACACACAAAUUUGAAGCCUUUGAGCAUGAAAAUAAGUUCUACAUCAACCCGGGAUCAGCUACAGGAGCCUACACUGCUUUAGAAACGAACGUCACUCCUUCAUUUGUACUGAUGGAUAUCCAGGCUUCCACAGUUGUGACUUAUGUAUACCAGCUAAUUGAGGAUGAUGUGAAAGUAGAAAGAAUUGAAUUCAAGAAAUACUGAUACAUGUUUGAGUCUGCUUGCUAACUUCUUACCACCUCAUUCCUUCUCUAGUUGAAGCUGAAACAGGCCACAUGGGGGUGCUGCUGCGGCGGUGUGUUGGGUUGUAAUCAGCUGCAAGGCGUAACUGUGAGCUUAUAAAGUUCACAACUAGGGCUUAGAGGAGAAGAAACUGUUUAACAGAAAUUGACAUAUAUAUAUAAAUCUUGUAUCUAAGAAGGAGGUGCUGUUGUUCCUGCUUCGUGGUGUUACAGCUAUUGGUACUUUAGGAUUGAACCUUCUGUGUAAAGUGAGCAUAGAAUAAAAUAAUAUUUUCAUGUUUCUGGA
Messenger RNA from Numida meleagris (helmeted guineafowl), 1069 nucleotides. RefSeq names its product vacuolar protein sorting-associated protein 29-like. The coding region runs from base 11 to 745 and encodes 244 amino acids. Gene Ontology annotation, cellular component: endosome; retromer complex. The record is from RefSeq and is a predicted model, not a curated record. The transcript is spliced from 4 exons. Gene Ontology annotation, biological process: retrograde transport, endosome to Golgi; intracellular protein transport. Lineage: Eukaryota; Metazoa; Chordata; Aves; Galliformes; Numididae.